AUGCCUUCUAACCACCUUGGAAGUGGGGGAUCUAGUGACUUAAGCUUCCUUUGCUCAUUAACCAAUAUCACUAGCUUAACCGUUUUGAGCAUUAGGCAAAACAAACUCGGUGGGCUGUUCCCAGGAUGCAUUGGCAAUUUCUCCAUAACUAUCAAAAUAUUGGAAUUAGCCGUUAAUCCUAUUAUUGGUGAGAUUCCUAAAGCAAUCGGCAAUCUUGCGAACUUGGAAUCCUUGGGGAUUUUCAACACUAUUAUUUCGGGUGCUAUCCCGUUUGAAUUGGGAAAUCUUCCGAAUCUAACAAUCCUGGAACUCUCCAAUAACAAUCUAUCAGGGCUGAUUCCAUCCUCUUUGCAGAAGAUGAAGAAAUUAAUUCGUUUGCAUCUUCAAGGGAAUAACUUUCAUGGGUACAUUCCUUCACAUCUAGAUAAGUGUCAAAAUCUGAUGGAUCUUGAUCUUUCUAACAACAAUCUCAGCGGUUCCAUAUUCCCAGUAAUUAAUACUCUAGUCAAUUUGGUCUUGUCUCACAACCAUUUGAAUGGGGCUCUUCCAGCGGAACUAGGAAAAAUGGAACAUUUAGUUACUUUGGACAUUUCAGGCAACAUGUUCCGUGGUAAGAUUCCGAGCACUCUAGGUGAUUGUGUUGGACUGUUCGCAUUAAGAAUGAGGGAUAACCAGUUCCAAGGAUCCAUUCCUCAAUCAUUUAGAUCAUUAAGAAGCAUUGAGGAAUUUGAUCUUUCCAAUAACAAUCUGUCGGGUGAGAUUCCGAAAUUCUUGGUGGCAUUUCUCUUCUUGGAAAUUCUGAAUUUAUCCUAUAACAAUUUUGAAGGCAUAUUACCAACUAAAGGAGUCUUCGAGAAUGCGAGUGCCACUUUUAUUGCUGGAAACAACAAGAUUUGUGGAGGAAUCCCCAAAUUUCGGCUCCCUAAAUGCAUCUCUAGACACUCCAAGAGCAAAGGAGAAGUUCAUAAAUUGAAACUCACGCUCUUUAUUAUCUUUGGGCUUCUAGGGGUGGUUCUUGUUCUGAUUUUUGUGACUGAGAAUGGGACUAAUGUGGCUGUGAAGGUGUUUAAUUUAAUGCGUCAUGGUGCUUUGAAGAGCUUCAAAGCCGAGUGUGAGGCUCUAAACCAAGAUUGUCUUGAAUCCACAUCUUACACAAACAUAAAUAUGAGCUCUGCUGAUUUGAGAGGAACAAUUGGUUAUGCUGCUCCAGAAUAUGGAAUGGGAAGUGGGGUUUCUAUUGAAGGGGAUUUCUAUAGUUAUGGCAUCCUCUUGCUAGAGAUGUUCACAGGAAUCGGUCCCGCGGUUGAGAUAUUCAAAGAAAAUUCAAACCUUCAUAAUUUUGUUGAGGAAGCUUUGCUUGAACGAGUUCUAGAGAUUACCGAUCCCAUUCUAGUUCAAGAAGUAGAAAGCGAUGCAGGCCAAAGGAGAAAGAGCACAGUCCAGGAUUGUCUGCUGAAGAUAUACAGAAUUGGGAUCGCCUGCUCAGUUGGAGUCCCAAGAGAGAGAAUGAGCAUCGCAAAUGUAGCAGUUCAACUAUGUUCGAUUAGGAACGGACUUUAUGCAGCUGGUUUAUGA
Eucalyptus grandis is the source of this 1575-nucleotide messenger RNA. RefSeq names its product probable LRR receptor-like serine/threonine-protein kinase At3g47570. The transcript is spliced from 4 exons. NCBI's taxonomy places the organism in Eukaryota, Viridiplantae, Streptophyta, Magnoliopsida, Myrtales, Myrtaceae. The record is from RefSeq and is a predicted model, not a curated record. Gene Ontology annotation, molecular function: protein binding. Bases 1 to 1575 code for a protein of 524 amino acids.